Messenger RNA from Anthostomella pinea, 1812 nucleotides. Lineage: Eukaryota; Fungi; Ascomycota; Sordariomycetes; Xylariales; Xylariaceae. The record is from the annotation of a GenBank genome assembly.
AUGUCCCAGAAGGCCUGUGACCCCUGUUCGAGCAUUAAGCAAAGAUGCGACGGUUCAUCCCCGUGUGUCAGAUGCAAUAGACUCGGCAUCGAGUGCGCGUACGAUCGCACCUCCAGCAGGACUGUGACCGAUAGCACGCGGUAUAGGGCCAUCACCAUCCGGAGGGUGCGCACUGGAUGCGCUUCUUGCAAGAAGCGAAAGAAGAAAUGUGACCUUCAGAAACCAAAGUGCUCGGACUGUCGACGGCUGAACUUGCCAUGUGUGCUGGCUGCCAGCUCACCUUCCGAAAAGGACUCGCGUUCAUCGUUAACAGCAGAUGUGCGGCGCGAUUGUCAAUCCUCGGAAUGCCCUGAAGUUCGGAGUGAGUACCCGGGCCAGCCACCGGCGCAGCAAGUCGAACUCGUUAUUAGAAAUGACCAAGGCAGUACACCACAAGGUAUACAGCCUCCCAGUACACACCCAUACAGCUGGCUGGAUCCGGACAUCGUACCAGGAUCUGGACCAGAUGACAAUGCUUCCAAUUGGAACUACGAAGAGGACCCCAUGACAUCGAUGGCGUCUAUAGCCAUCGACAUGGCUUCGAUGGAAGAGAUCGUGCUCUCGCCUACGAGGACAGAGGCAGUGGCUCCUUCGAGUUACCCGCCAGCUCUAAUUCCUCCGAGACGCGACUCGGUUCCAUUGGUCUUGCAACCUACGUUUAUGGGCACUCCAUUACAGCAACUAUCCAGCCGCGAUGAUAAAUAUCUGUUUCAUCAUUACACCAAUGUUGUAGCUCGCUCGUUGUGCAUUGCUUCACCGCAGGAGACGAACCCCUUUCUGAAGUUGAUAUUGCCUCUCGCCUCACUGUCAGCUCUGAAUAGGUUGAUCGGCGAAGGCCCCAAAUCCAAGUCAAGCAACCCCUUCGACACGGAACUCCUCGCCCUUGCGGCCAUUCUGCUCUUCUGCAUUAUUGACAUUAGGCAGGGGAUCUCCACGAACUGGCUGUGGCACAUCACCGCGGCCAAGAAUCUGAUAUCCUGCCGGACAAACUCGACCUCGAGUCUCGGGCCGUCCUCAGAUCCGUGGCCCUUCCUCCUCGACCUCUUCGAAUACGUCGAUUCCAUCAUCACCAUCAGCAAGUGCAAGCCGCCGCUGAUCGAGCACGCCAAACACACUCCGGACGUGGGACCGAGGAACCUGCUGCUGAACCCCAUCUUCGGGGUCGCCCGCCCGCUGAUCCGGUUCAUCGGCCAGAUCUCCGCGCUCAGCAAUAGGCGCAAGUACCGUGUCAACGCCCGGUUCGAGGAGAAGUUCCGCGAGUCGGCAGCGGUGAUCAACCAGAACCUCCGGGCUUGGGAGCCGGAGCCCCGCCUGCCGUCGGUGAUCCUGUCGAUCCGCGACGCGGACCUGUGCAGCGCGAUCCACUGCGCGUACGCGAUCAAGUACGCCAGCAUACUGCGGCUGCACCAGGUCGUCGAGGGCUACAAGCUGCCCAACCCGACAUCCACCGAGUGCUGCCGCAACAUCCUGAGCCACGUGCAGCAGAUCCCCAUCGGCAGCCCGGCGGAGAGCUCCCUCGUGUUCCCGCUGUUCAUGGCGGGCGCCGUCAGCGUCGAGCAGGAGGACCGCAUGACUGUCGGCUGUCGUUGGGCCAUCAUUGGGCGGACUAUAGGGUUUGGCAACGUGGCGAAGGGCAGGAUUGUGCUUGAUAUGGUCUGGAAGGCCAUGGAUGAGGAUCUGAGCAAGGCGAGGGAGAGGGGCGAAGAGGAGACGACGGAGGCCAACUGGGCGAAGAUCAGGUGGAACCACUUCUCUGAACUGGUAUUGUUCUAG